Molecule: messenger RNA, 2460 nt
Organism: Thalassophryne amazonica
Lineage: Eukaryota; Metazoa; Chordata; Actinopteri; Batrachoidiformes; Batrachoididae
Product: protocadherin alpha-4-like
Exons: 1
Coding region: 58-2460 (800 amino acids)
Biological process (GO): homophilic cell-cell adhesion
Cellular component (GO): plasma membrane
Molecular function (GO): calcium ion binding
Source: RefSeq, a predicted model, not a curated record
GUUUUAUGUGGUAACUGUCAAAAUCCAUAUCGGUGCGUUUCUCUUUUGUUUGGAAUUAUGCAUUUGUCGGGCAGACCGAGCGCUUUGUGGAUUUAUGUGUCGGUCGUGCUGCUGGAUUGGUGCUGGGAAGCGGUGCUUGGACAGCUGUCGUAUUCCAUCUCAGAGGAGGUAAACCUUGGAGCUCAUGUUGGGAAUAUCGCUAAAGAUCUCAACCUGGAUGUGCGGGAUUUGGAGUCUCGGAUGUUUGAGAUUGUUACUGGGACAAAGAGGAAAUACUUCGAGGUGAAUCUAAAGACGGGUGUGCUGUACGUUAAUGAGAGAAUAGACCGAGAGGAACUCUGCGGCAGCGGACUAAAAUGCUCACUGCUCGUAGAAGCUGUUAUUAAAAACCCUUUAACAUUCUACCGUAUUGAAAUGAUCAUUUUGGAUGUAAACGAUAAUUCUCCAUCUUUCGUUAGCUCAUCGCAGAUCAUUAAUAUUACCGAGAGCACCGGAGCUGGAGCGAGAUUUCCACUGCAACGAGCGCAAGACGCAGAUGCAGGUAAAAAUUCUAUAAAUGCCUACAAGCUGAGUCCAAACGCGCAUUUCUCUCUGACGACACAAAAGGAAGAGAGGAUCACUCCCGAACUGAUUCUUCAAAAGAAUCUAGACAGAGAAAAACAGUCCGUGAUUCGACUCACACUGACAGCAGUAGAUGGAGGAACUCCUCCUAAAUCAGGCAGCGUGAAUAUUGUAGUGAAUGUUCUGGACGUGAAUGAUAAUCCUCCUGUAUUAAGUAAAACGCUGUACAAAGCAAGUAUGUCUGAGAAUUCAGAAAUUGGCACAUCAAUAAUUACAAUUAAUGCAACUGAUUUAGAUGAAGGCCCAAAUGGACAAAUAUUUUAUUCCUUUAAUGACGUAGAGCAGGUGAUAACUGAUCUGUUUGAUAUAGAUGCAAAAACUGGAAAGAUAACUAACAAGAAAACUAUUGACUUUGAAGAAAAUAAUGUUUUUGAGAUUCAAGUUCGAGCCAGUGAUGGGGCUUAUUCUCCACUAACUUCACAUGCUAAAUUACUGAUUGAAGUUUUAGAUGUUAAUGAUAAUCCUCCUGAAAUUUCUGUUACAUCGCAUAUAAACACAGUCAAAGAGGAUGCUGCCAUUGGUUCAGUAAUUGCUCUUGUUUCAGUGCUGGAUAAAGAUGGAGGUAAAAAUGGCGUGGUGCACAGCAAAAUUAAAAACAAUGUUCCUUUUAAACUGCAAUCAAAUUAUAAGAAUUACUAUGCACUGGUGGUGGAUGGGCCUCUUGACAGAGAAACUAUAUCUGAAUAUGAAAUCAGCAUCACUGCGACUGAUGAGGGCAGCCCACCUCUUUCUAGCACCAGGAUUAUUACUGUGGAGGUAUCUGAUGUAAAUGAUAACAAACCUGUGUUCCCAGAUGAGUUAGUCAAUAUAUAUGUGAAGGAGAACAGUGAAAUUGGAGUCAAUAUUAAAACUGUGUCAGCAAGUGAUGCUGAUGUUGGCAAAAAUAGUCAUGUGACCUAUUCGAUUUUACAAAAUAGUAAUCUUGCAUUAAUGGUGGCUGCAAUGAUAAACAUCAACUCAGAUACUGGAGAAAUAAUGAGUUUACAGUCUUUUAACUAUGAGGAGUUAAAAACUUUCCAGUUUAAAGUUCAGGCCACAGACUCUGGUGUUCCUCCACUCAGCAGCAACGUGACUGUGAACGUUUUUAUCCUGGAUGAGAACGAUAAUAAUCCCUCCAUUCUUCCUCCCUAUUCUGAGCACAGCUCAGUGAACAGUGAGAACAUUCCCUAUUCUGCUGAAUUGGGAUACUUUGUGGCAAAGAUCAGGGCUGUCGAUGCAGAUUCUGGAUAUAACGCACUGCUUUCUUAUCACCUCUCUGAGCCCAAAGGAAACAAUCUGUUCCGGAUCGGAACCAGCAGUGGAGAAAUCAGGACUAAGAGGAGAAUGAGUGACAAUGACCUGAAAAGUCACCCGCUGGUGGUGCUGGUUUGUGAUCAUGGAGAACCCUCUCUGUCAGCUACUGUGUCUGUUGAUGUAGUGGUGGUUGAAAGGACAGCAGACAUCCAGACUCAGUUCAGACAUGUGCCAAUAAAGGAGGACAGCUUCUCUGUUUUAAACCUCUAUCUGCUGAUCGCCAUUGUAUCGGUGUCAGUGAUCUUUCUGCUGAGCCUCAUCAGUUUAAUAGCUGUCAAAUGCCACAGGACAGAUGGCAGUUUCAGCAGGUACAGUGCUCCAAUGAUCACCACCCACCCUGAUGGGAGCUGGUCUUAUUCUAAAUCUACUCAGCAGUAUGACGUGUGUUUCAGCUCAGACACACUGAAGAGCGAUGUUGUGGUUUUCCCCACACCGUUUCCACCUGUAGAUGCAGAACUGAUCAGCAUAAAUGGAAGUGACACUUUUACACAGACUCAGACUUUACCCAGCAAAGACAAGGUAAGAAAAAUGUGUGGAAAUUAUUGA